This is a messenger RNA of Aspergillus puulaauensis, 1446 nucleotides long. RefSeq lists its product as uncharacterized. Lineage: Eukaryota; Fungi; Ascomycota; Eurotiomycetes; Eurotiales; Aspergillaceae. The transcript is spliced from 4 exons. Bases 1 to 1446 code for a protein of 481 amino acids. The record is from RefSeq and is a predicted model, not a curated record.
AUGUCGAACGACGAGACGCAGUCCGCACCUUCAGCGGUUAGUAACCAACGCCCGAACUCGAAUGGCCAGGCUCAGUUUGCGCUGCCGCGAGACUGGAUGUGGGAAUUUGGCCACAGUAAAUGCUUCCAAUAUCAUGGGCCGAUCCAGUUCGCGGUUAUUGAGUGCUGGAGCUACCAGAAUGGUACAACAUCAGCAUCACCGCCGACGGUGGUGCGCAGGUACGACGAGUACAGGCAGGAUCAGAUCUUUCGGCGACUGCAGGAGCCCAUUCCACUCUGCGAUGGUAAUAAACCGUCACUGGGCUUCCAGAUGGUGGUAGUUUCUCUCAACACUCGGCAUUUGCCACAGUUGGGUGACCCGGCGCUCAAAGCGCUGAAUGAAGCGCUGGGUUUGCCACAUAGUCACCACCAUUAUUCUUCUUGGUCGUUUGGGGCAGUUGGGAUGUUUCAACUUCCAGAUGGUUCUUGGUUGUUCGCUCGUCCGCGAACCGGGGCUCACACCUCGACUACCACCAUGCUUCGUUAUAACCCUCACAUGAACAUCACCCGUGGGGUAUUCUACACUAACGCCACAUUUUCAGACUUCAAGGGUAUCAUACCGGAGUUUGAAAUCUGCCCCCAUCCGCUCAUUCUGCCGCUCCUCGCUCUCGAAUUCAAUCUCUAUGCAAAGGUGGAAUCCUUAGAGGACCACGAAAUCACCCUUAGAGAAGUCGAAGGAGCCACUGGUCACGGAGUUGAGGAUGAUAGAACUGUGAAAGAGGGAUCAGAAGACUAUCGGGUUCUCGUAAAAAGCCUGAGCAGGGCACGCAGCGGUACCCACACGGCAGUAGAAGAUCUGCAGUCCGUGCAGUGGUGCGUUGAAUUUAUUCUGAAGAAGAUACAAUUCAUGGACGACAGGCUACCGCCUGAUACACGUGUUAAGCUAGGCAAUUCUUCUACGAGAUUGCAAGAACGGGCGGAGUUCAUCUCGAGUGCUACCCAGCAUGCGAUGUUAAGCAGUAACAAGGAGCGCUUCGAGGCACAGCACGCGACACUCUUCAAUCUGAUUACCCAACAUGACAGCCUUUCCAGUAUGAACAUCGCCCAGGAUUCGCGCAAGAUUGCCAACGCGAGCAGACACGACAGUUCAACAAUGAAGGCAAUGACCGUCCUGGCGACUUUCUUCCUCCCGGGAACCUUCAUUUCUACGUUCUUUUCCAUGGAACUGUUCGACUGGGAUGCGCCGUCCAUCAGCCAGGUUGCAAAGCCUCACUUCUGGAUUUUCUGGGCAGUCGCUGCGCCACUUACGCUAAUAACCAUGACGCUCGUUGUGAAGUGGGCAUUUGGGAACUCGUUGGGGACCAAAAAUGCAAAUAAAGAAGAACGGCAUGGUGUCAGCCAAAUGAUAGCUGGUCAAGUGGAAAAGCUAAAGAGUGCCACUAACAUACAGACGACGAAUGUGGUUUAG